AUGUGGGUAUCUGAGUUCAAUAUAAUUCUGAAAACCUGGUUCUGACAGUAAUGUUCUCAGACAUGACGGACACCAAUUAUUUAUUUAUUGAAAGGAAUUUCAAUUGGCAAAUCUUUAUAUAGUGUAUUCUAAGUAUAGUAACGUUCUUGCAUGUGUAAUAGUUUGCUAAGAGAUGGCAAUGAUGCUAUUGAUGUCGGUGCGGAGCAAUCAGUAGACGACCAUACUGGCGUUUUGCUCGAGAAAUGGCCGAAUAGCCGACUGUGAUAUUGAACAUUGGUGGAUAUUUUGGAUAAAUAUGGUUAUUAUUAUUUUGGCAGGUUUAUCGAAUAAACGCUGCUGGGAUCGUGGGCGCGUACAGGUUCGAUGGUCGCGGAAUUGCAGCAUUACAUGUGGUGGAGGACUCCCUUGUUGGUGCUGGGUGGGAUUAUGACCGAAUUAGGUUCGUAAAGUGGAGUUUGAACGAGGUAUUGAAGACUAGUUUUAUUGAAGACGGGCCAUACUACGAAGGACGACGUAUUAACAAUGCUUCCAACCAUACGGCCACUACCGGUAAAUGAUUAUUUAUUAUUAUUUAUUUAAUUUCCAUUUCACAGUGUGUGGUCGAGGAUUAGCUCAAAGGUUGACGAAGGAGGAAAACCGGACUUCCCGGCGAAAAACCUCCUAAGCAUAGCCUUGUUCGUCUCGUCCUUGCCAACAUGCAGUACGCGCAUGCAUUCAUUGCGACUUCUGUAUACAGGCCUAGGUACGAGGCUGUUUGAAGCACAGUAGAACACGACCACAGGGAAGUUACCAAACCGAAGGAAAUAUCAUACGAAUUUACUCUUCCCUCGACCUGCAAUAGUUGCAGGCCUAAUUCAGCGGUAAGAGGCAACACCCUAACCGUAUCUUUCACCCGCGUGGCCCUUUCAAGGCCAUGUUACACAAGGCGAUUUCCGCUACAACUUGCAACGCAAUUUCGGACAUAGGGUCAUGUUAUCGAAAAAGGAGUCGCAUGAAAAUUGUGCGCAUGAACCACGGAUUAUUACUCUGUCGACAUUUUUAAUCAUAUUUCUUUCAUUUUUCAUCCCUUAAAAGUAUGUUAUGUAAAGAAAGUGUCGACAGACUAGAAUCCGGGCCAUGUUCACAAUUUCUGUGACAACUUUUUAGAUAACACGGCUAUAUAAUAUCCAAAAUUGCAUUUCAAGUUGCAGCAAAAAUAUAAUCGCCUCGUGUAAACAUCCCCUCUAUGGAUAUUAUUACAAUUUUAAAUUACACUUUUAGUUGGUGAUUCCUUGCUGAUUUGGAACUUUCAAACUGGAGCGACACUCUGUAAAGUUCUUGGUCACACACAAUAUCCCAGCCCAUUUUUUAGGAUCUCAGCGUUGGCAUUUGUGCCAGGAGGUGAAUUUAUUUUGACAGGCCAGCGGAUUUAUAAUACGCUGAAAUUGUGGAAUCUACGCAAUGGACGGUUUGUUGAAGAGUUUCAUUUCGACCAGCGUGUGGAAGCUAUAGCAUGCGCCUCAAAUGGGAUCGUUUGUGUCGGCCUAAAUGAUGGUCAGGUCUGCUUUCUGCGUUUCAAUAAUUUAUCCUCUCAAUCAGGACAACUUGACCUAUAAGGUUCAAGACUUGGGACAGGGGGAGAGGGUCAAAACAAAUAUAGGGUGCAUAAAAAGGCAUGUUAGAUAUUGAGUUUAUCGAUAAUCUUUUCACUGAAACAAGGUUCAGGCAUUUAACUUUCUAAUGUACCUUUUUAUAUCAUUAUAAAGAAAAAUGACCGAAUACGAAUCGUAUAAAAAUUGCCGGUCGAAAUCACAUUUUCCCACCGUUAGGAAUUGGUGCAAAACUAUUCCCGUUUGGAUUGAGAUUUAUGAAUUUAAUUUAAAAAGCCCUAAAUAUGGUGCGAUAAAAUUAAAUAAUUGUUGAUAAAUUGGUCACUUCUGUUUUAAACUUAUUGUUUGGCAAGACACAUUAGUCAGAUUAUUUGCUUCUUCUUUUGUUAUGGCUGCUUUAAUUAAGUUGGAAAAAUUUUGACCGACAAUUUUUAAUCGGCUUGUAUUUGGUCAUUUGUGCUUGGAAUGAAAUAAGAAAGGCCUCAUUCAAUAAGAUAAAACCCUAAUCUUUAUUAAAAUGAAAAAAUAGAUAUUUGCACUCAAUAUUGAGCGCGCAAGAGCACGCUAAAGUUGGAUUGCCUUUUUCUUGAUACACCCUGUGCAUAUAGAUUGCGACAUAGCUCGACAUAGCUAUGUCGCAACAUCCUACGGGGGGUCCGGGGGCAUGCUCUCCCCUGAGAAGUUUUGAAUUUCAAGGUCGGGGUGGAAAUGGAAUAUUGAAUACUAAGUUAAAAACUA
This is a messenger RNA of Paramuricea clavata, 2327 nucleotides long. The record is from the annotation of a GenBank genome assembly. Lineage: Eukaryota; Metazoa; Cnidaria; Anthozoa; Malacalcyonacea; Plexauridae.